Messenger RNA from Sphenostylis stenocarpa, 861 nucleotides. Lineage: Eukaryota; Viridiplantae; Streptophyta; Magnoliopsida; Fabales; Fabaceae. The record is from the annotation of a GenBank genome assembly.
AUGACCUUGGACGUGGCGUACCUGCGAGGCUCCAUGGCGGCAAUCUUCUCCGUGCUCCAACACUCCUCAUGCCCGGAGAACGUAAUCUUCCACUUCGUCUCCGCAGCUUCUAAACCUUCCACCUUCGCAACUCUAAACCAAACACUAACCAUUUCCUUCCCUUACUUGAAUUUCCAAAUGUACCCCUUCGACGACGACGCCGUUUCGCGCCUCAUCUCCACCUCCAUUCGCUCCGCCCUGGACACGCCUCUCAACUACGCGCGAAGCUACCUUUCAAACCUCCUCCCUCGCUGCGUCACCAGAGUCGUCUAUAUCGACUCCGACCUAAUCCUCGUCGACGACAUCGCAAAACUCGCUGCCACGCCGCUCGGGGAGGACGCGGUCCUCGCCGCACCGGAGUACUGUUCCGCCGACUUCUCCGCCUACUUCACGCCCUCGUUCUGGUCCAAUCCCUCGCUCUCGCUAUCGUUCGCGAACCGGAAGCGACCGUGCUACUUCAACACCGGCGUGAUGGUGAUCGACCUCCAGCGGUGGCGAGCAGGGGACUACACGACGGCGAUCGAGGAGUGGAUGGAGCUGCAGAAGAGGAUGCGGAUCUACGAGCUCGGGUCGCUUCCGCCUUUCCUGCUGGUGUUCGCUGGGAGGAUUGCGGCAGUGGAUCAGCGGUGGAACCAGCACGGGCUCGGCGGGGAUAAUUUUCAUGGGCUUUGCCGGGAACUGCAUCCUGGACCCGUGAGCCUGCUGCAUUGGAGUGGGAAGGGGAAGCCUUGGGCCAGGCUCGACGCCAAUAGGCCUUGUCCUUUGGACGAGUUGUGGGCUCCCUACGAUUUGCUCCAAACUCCUUUUGCUAUUCAGGCGUAG